UUGCCAUAGCAACAAGCAUCACCUAAUUCACUGCUGCACUGAAAGCUCUUGCUCACAAAUGCUGUUCUGCUAUCAGUUCGAAGCAGCCAUUUCUGACACCAACGAGACAAAAGAAAAACAGAGACCAAGGUAUCAGGGCACUGAGACUAUAGACACUGUGCCAUGUCUUACAGAAGCACAACACGAUGCAUUUACUCCACUCUUCUAUUGAUGCUGACAAUUGGACUACCAUUUAUGAAGCUGGUCCUUGCCGAUGAGCCCUCUGGCACUACUAUUCCUCCAGAAAGCCGACCAUGUGUGGACUGUCAUGCCUUUGAAUUCAUGCAGAGGGCGCUGCAAGACCUGAAAAAAACAGCAUAUAACUUAGACUCAAGGACGGAGACCCUUCUGCUGAAAGUGGAACGAAGGACACUGUGUGACUGCAUUUCUGCCGAGGGUCUCAGCUGAUGAUAAGAGUACCAGGAAAAGGAUGAUCACACAUCCCUUGCGCUGCUGGAGAGGAUUGUCAUGUGUUGCUUUACAACGUGUAGCAGGUCCCUCUGGCAGCAUAAGGGGUUAAGCACCAACCAUAUAAUGAUUCCAGAUUACACAUGACAAACAGCAUAUCAACUCAACACCGAAAUGUGCAUGUGUGCAAGAAGGCAUUGGGUGGAAGGGAUUCUUUAUUCCGAAUACGAUUUGUUUUUUUUGUUUUUUUUUAAUUGUUUUCUUGAUAUUAUAUUAGACAGAUUGCAAUAUAAUUUGAUUUUAUAAAAAAAAAAAUAAUGAUUCGCAUUAGAGUGAAGUCAACUCUUUUUUGUGCACUUUAAAAGUAACAACGGACAUAAAGCAACAUGUACAGUAUGUCUUUGGGUGGCACUGACUUGAAUUGACAUGAAUUUAAUUAUUUUUUUGCAGCUAUUGGAAAACUGGAGAUUGUUACAUUGUGUUGCAGCUAGUGUAACCUUUGCAGCUUGUAAAUAACACUAUGUACACAUUUUUACGCCAGUUCACUUACAUUAAAAGUACACAAAAGACUGUAUGCUGUAAGAAAAAAACAAAAAGACAAAAAAAAAAAAAAAUCUUUUUUUUUUUUUAAAUAUUGGCACAGUGCUGUUGAAUUUGUAAUUUUUAUUGUAAUGAUUUAAAAGGGUUACUCCAGUCACCUUAACCAUUUGUGCUUCCAGAAGUGGUUAUGGUGGUAGGAAUCUGUAUGUGCAGAUACAGAGCAGACAGCAGUUUUGUGCAGGGAGCUACUUGCACCCCUGGGACAUGUGACUUAGGCAGCCUGGAACUCUGUCUGGUGCUGCCUAAAGUGAGAUCUGUGCAAAAAUGAUGUCUGUCGUCAGCACGCACUGCAUGCCGGUGACAGGCGGAUUUAACUUCUACCAUAGCAGCAGCGCUAUGAACGUGCCUGCAAAAGGAAGCUUCAAAGUCCCCUUCACUCCCUCCUGCACCCCCUCAUAUCCCUCCCAUCCCUCCCAUCGCUCCCUGCCUCCUCCAUUUAGAACUUUUGACAUAUAUAUAUAUAUAUAUAUAUAAAGUCCUCUCUAGAUCUCUACUUCUUAUCUACCCAACUCAGUGCACAUGCACUGGGAGCCAGGGAAAACAGUCCAAUCAAAUGCUUCUCAUAGAGAAGCAUCUGAUUGGACAUAAGAUGACGUGGCACGAUGUCAUAUGGGGCGAAGAACCGAGCAAGGAGGACCUUGCCUGGCAUAGGAUUAAAAAUAUAUUUAAAGAUUAUGUAAUAAUUUUCUUUUACUUUAAAUAGGGGGGCUAAUUAAUAGUGGCCAAUAGGGUAUAAUAAAGCUAUAAAAGGAUUAUGGAGAAAAGGGUUAUAGUAACUCUUAAAGAUUAGUAUUAUUUUCUAAUUCCCUAAAUCCUUUUCCAAAUGUAACACCUAUAUGAGUUGGGGCAAUGCAUUGCUCUCCCAUAAGCGAUUCCAAGACGUUCAUCCACAAUUACAAGUUGGGCAGCAUGCAUUGAUCCUGUGAUUAGUUCCCCUGCCAACUCAAGGCAACAAAGAGCCAGCUCAGAAUAAUUAAAGGCAUACUGUCAUAAUUGUUUUUAUUAUUAUUCAAAAUGAAAUGCGUUACAUGUAUUAUAUCCUCUGUGUGUAUUCUUUGUAAUCCAUGCACACAAGUAAAUACCUCUGUACAGUGAGUAUAAAACUUAUUCUUAUCACCAUCUUUAAGUCCUCUUUGACUGGUAGCUUAGCUUGCCCGGACAAAAGUCUUGCAGGUAUUCAAGAGCUAGGUUACAUUGAUGAAUCAUCACGCCAAGUACCAGGAAUCUCAACAAUGCACUCAUGAAUGGUUUGUGACCCUGAAAUUUUAAGUUGGUUUAAGUGUAACUUCUGACCAAGAGAACGAAAGAUUGCUGCCCCUAUUAUUAUUAUUAUUAUUUUAUUAUUUAUAUAGCGCCAUCAAAUUCCGUAGCGCUGUAAAAUGGGAGAGCCAAUGUAAGUUAGGGGAUACAUAGUAACGAGUUAUUAACUGAUGUAUGUUCCUUGCAAAAUAAUACACAAUGAAGCAAUACAGGAUAUAAUAUUUUAUUUUGCAGUAAUAAUAAAAUUGAUUACAGUUUCCUUUCAGCCUACACGAGGGAAACUUACCUCCCUCUUGGUGGAGCCAAUUUAUUGUAAUCUGAGGCCUAAAAUAAUGUUGAGUGAGAUUAAACUCAAGCAAAGCCAGGAAAUGUUAUGUUUGCAAAGUGGCUAGUGAAUUCACCAAGAGCUUCUAUUUGGACAAUAGCCAAGUAUACUUAAGAAAUAUUCCAAUUUUAUCCAAUGCCACUCUAAAUGGGGCUAAAAUAAAUCUUAACUUAAAAAGCAUCUAGUGAAUCACCUCCAAAUUGUAAGUAAAUUUCAUAUUGACUCCUAACAAUUGGCUUAAAAAAUUGAUGCCAGGCAGGAGAAGGUGCAUCAUUUGUGUCAUUAAAAUGAUAUACAUUUUCAACAUAUAUUUUAAAAUUGAAUAGAUGCUGCAAUUGUUUUAUGUUUUUUUUGACUAAUGGGAAUAUGCAACAAAUAAAAAAAAUGUAUGCGUUA
Molecule: messenger RNA, 3028 nt
Organism: Pelobates fuscus (common spadefoot toad)
Lineage: Eukaryota; Metazoa; Chordata; Amphibia; Anura; Pelobatidae
Gene: NICOL1
Product: NELL2 interacting cell ontogeny regulator 1
Exons: 4
Coding region: 163-447 (94 amino acids)
Source: RefSeq, a predicted model, not a curated record